Messenger RNA from Onychostoma macrolepis, 707 nucleotides. RefSeq names its product polymerase (RNA) III (DNA directed) polypeptide K (gene polr3k). The record is from RefSeq and is a predicted model, not a curated record. The transcript is spliced from 3 exons. Gene Ontology annotation, biological process: termination of RNA polymerase III transcription; DNA-templated transcription. The coding region runs from base 143 to 469 and encodes 108 amino acids. NCBI's taxonomy places the organism in Eukaryota, Metazoa, Chordata, Actinopteri, Cypriniformes, Cyprinidae. Gene Ontology annotation, cellular component: RNA polymerase III complex. Gene Ontology annotation, molecular function: DNA-directed RNA polymerase activity; nucleic acid binding; zinc ion binding.
UAGAAUAGUGAGGCACGUCCAUCAUCAUGUGUUUCCUGUAGCAACUGUAGGCUUGAGAAUGUGUGUAAACACCAACUUCAGUUGCAUCAGAAAAAAAACAUAACAGUAUUUAGUAUACAAUAUUAUAUAUAACCGCUUGAAAAUGCUCCUGUUUUGUCCAACUUGUGGGAAUGUGUUAAUCGUGGAAGAGGGACAGAGAUGCUUCAGAUUCGCGUGUAACACAUGUCCAUAUGUGCACAACAUCACGAGGAAGGUAAAUAACAGAAAAUACCCCAAACUGAAGGAGGUUGAUGAUGUUCUCGGGGGCUCUGCUGCUUGGGAAAACGUGGAUUCCACUCCAGAACCUUGUCCAAAAUGCGAGCACCCAAGGGCCUACUUUAUGCAGAUUCAAACUAGGUCUGCUGAUGAACCAAUGACAACCUUCUACAAAUGCUGCAAUCUACAAUGUGGACAUCGUUGGAGAGACUAAAUCAGAGUCCUUUGUUUGAGGCUCAGAAUAUGUGCUCAUAAUAGAAUAUUCAGUUUUCAUAUAGAAGAUUUAUUUGUUGGAUCCAAAACUGUGUCAUCAUUUAUUUGGAUUAAAAAUCAUCAUUAACUACUUUAUUUUCACUAUUACAGAAACUAUAUGAGCUUUGUUGGCCUGAUGCCUGAUUUUGCGUGAGUGUGUGUGUGCAUGUGCAAGUAAUAAAAUGACUGCUCGUAUAUGA